Dracunculus medinensis (Guinea worm) is the source of this 849-nucleotide messenger RNA. The record is from the annotation of a GenBank genome assembly. NCBI's taxonomy places the organism in Eukaryota, Metazoa, Nematoda, Chromadorea, Rhabditida, Dracunculidae.
AUGAAAAUCGUAUCGCGACGCAUAAAUUGGUCGGAUUUGGGUGGAUGUGAAGAAUUGAUUCAAGAACUGAAUGACAGAAUUAUUUUACCUUUGAAAAUUCGAAAUGAAGACGAACAGUUUUCGUUAUCUUCGACUUUGUUAGCACCUCCUAAAGGAGUAUUGCUUUAUGGCCCACCAGGCUGUGGCAAAACCCUUAUCGCCAAAGCUCUUGCUCGAGCUGCUCAUGCUCGAUUUAUCAAUUUGCAAGUGUCGAAUUUAGUCGAUAAAUGGUAUGGUGAAUCACAAAAGCUUGCUGCUGCUGUGUUUUCUGUGGCGGAAAAAUUCCAACCCACAAUUAUCUUCAUUGAUGAGAUUGAUUCAUUUCUUCGAGAUCGAAAAUCGCAUGAUCAUGAAGCAACUGCCAUGAUGAAAGCCGAAUUCAUGAGUCUUUGGGACGGUUUCGCUUCCUCAAAUAGCGCUGUGAUACUUAUGGGUGCUACAAACAGACCUCACGACGUAGAUAGCGCUAUUCUUCGGCGUAUGCCUGCUCGAUUUUUCGUUCCUUUACCAAAUGCAAAAUCACGCGCAAAAAUUUUACGUGUGAUUUUGCGCGACGAGCCAUUGGAUUCAGAUAUCGAUUUCGAACGCGUUGCUGAGCUGGCCACCGAUCUAAGUGGUUCAGAUCUUAAAGAAGUGUGUAGGCUUGCUGUAGUUAAUCGAGUGAAAGAUCUGAUGGGGCAAGGAAGCAGUCUAUAUGACGAAACGUCUCGGUUAAUACGUGAAGUAGAUUUAAUUCAUGCAGUGAAAAAGUACAUGGCAACCAAUUUACGAAAUCCUUUGGCAAUGUUUAUUCCGGAAUCACUGGAUUGA